CCAAAAGUAAAGAGCGAAAGGUAGGCAGGCGCAGGAGAAUCGGCAGUUCAGCAUCGCUUUGCAGCCUUCCUAUCCUCGUCGACCUUUCGCUCCCAAAAGGAGCACUUGAAAACCCCGUCUGCUCUCUCAAACCAUCUCGUCGAUCUCCCACCACACCACCUCGACGGCUCGACGUCGUCGUCCAAACGAACACAGAAAGAAAUACAGGAGCAGACAAGGCAAAACAGAAAGCAAUGGGCAACUGCUUCACCAAGAGUGACGAGGUCGAGAUGCCCAUCACCACGGAGCCGAGGCAGCGGCCGGCGCCGUCGUACGGCUACCAGCCGCCCCCCGAGCGCAGGCCGUCCUUCCGGACGAAGCCGCAGGCCUUACCCUCGGGGAGUGGGAGGGGGUCGCUGUCCCGGCGGGCGCCCGCCGGCGAGGUGGGCCCGGUGUUGCAGCGGCCCAUGGUGGACGUGCUGUCGCUGUUCGACCUGGAGCGGGAGCUGGGGAAAGGGCAGUUCGGGACGACGUACCUGUGCAAGGAGCGCGCGACGGGGCUCAAGUACGCGUGCAAGUCCGUGUCCAAGCGCAAGCUGGUGCGCCUUGCCGACGUGGAGGAUAUACGCCGGGAGAUCACCAUCCUUCAGCACCUCAGCGGGCAGCCCAACGUCGCGGAGUUCAAGGGCGCUUUCGAGGACGUCGAGAGCGUGCACCUCGUCAUGGAGUUCUGCUCCGGCGGGGAGCUCUUCGACCGCAUCACGGCCAAGGGAAGCUACUCGGAGCGCCAGGCCGCGGCCGUGUGCCGAGACAUCCUUACCGUCGUGCACGUCUGCCACUUCAUGGGGGUCAUGCACCGGGACCUCAAGCCGGAGAACUUCCUGCUCGCCAGCGCCGCCGAGGACGCGCCACUCAAGGCCAUCGACUUCGGCCUCUCCGUCUUCAUCGAAGAAGGUAAAGUUUACAAGGAGAUUGUGGGAACCCCAUACUAUGUGGCGCCAGAGGUACUACAUCGGAAUUAUGGGAAAGAAAUUGAUGUCUGGAGCGCUGGAGUGAUUUUGUAUAUUCUUCUAUGCGGGUCACCGCCUUUCUGGGCAGGUAAAUAUCCUCACAUCUUCAUCAUAACAUGCAUAUUUGAUGCUAUACUGGUUGGUCAACUUGAUUUAAGUAGCACCCCGUGGCCCUCCAUAUCUGAAAGUGCAAAGGAUCUCAUCAGAAAAAUGUUGAAUAGAGACCCCCGGAAUCGUAUUACUGCAGUACAGGCUUUAGAACAUCCAUGGCUCAAGGAAGGUGGUGCACCUGACAGACCUAUCGAUAGUGCAGUCCUGUCAAGAAUGAAGCAAUUCAAGGCAAUGAACAAGCUAAAGCAACUAGCACUAAAGGUAAUCGCGGAGAACCUAUCACCGGAGGAAAUCAAGGGAUUGAAGCAGAUGUUCAAUAACAUGGAUACCGACAAGAGUGGCACGAUUACAGUUGAGGAACUGAAGGAAGGAUUGACAAAACUAGGAGCGAAAAUUAGUGAAGCAGAGGUUCAGAAGCUUAUGGAAGCAGUUGAUGUAGACAAGAGUGGAAGCAUUGAUUAUGCAGAGUUCCUUACUGCCAUGAUGAAUAAACAUAAACUGGAAAAGGAGGAGGAUUUGCUCUGUGCAUUUCAACACUUUGACAAGGAUAAUAGCGGGUACAUAACAAGAGACGAACUGGAACAAGCCAUGGCAGAGUAUGGAAUGGGUGAUGAAGCAAGCAUUAAAGAAGUACUGGAUGAAGUUGAUAAAGAUAAGGAUGGGAGAAUCAACUAUGAAGAAUUUGUGGAAAUGAUGAGGAAAGGAAGCUAUACCUGAGGCAGCUCUCUGAUCUCUUGGUGGAUGAGGUUGUGUAUAUAUGUUUCAGCAAAUACUGCUAGUAUAAGCAACACUGCAAGUUUAA
Molecule: messenger RNA, 1902 nt
Organism: Phragmites australis (common reed)
Lineage: Eukaryota; Viridiplantae; Streptophyta; Magnoliopsida; Poales; Poaceae
Product: calcium-dependent protein kinase 12-like
Exons: 8
Coding region: 234-1817 (527 amino acids)
Biological process (GO): intracellular signal transduction; peptidyl-serine phosphorylation; protein autophosphorylation
Cellular component (GO): cytoplasm; nucleus
Molecular function (GO): calcium/calmodulin-dependent protein kinase activity; calcium ion binding; calmodulin binding
Source: RefSeq, a predicted model, not a curated record